UCUUUUCUUCCUUCCAGAGUUUCCCUCCAACUCCUCUCUCUCUCUCUCUUCCCUCCUGGUUCUCUCUUUAAUGUUGAAGUAACUACUGGCACCCUAUUCCAUUUGCUUCUUAGAAGAAAUGGGUAAGGUAUCAAAAUGGUUUCGUGGUUUUCUCAGUCUUAAAAAGCCUGAUUCCUCAUCUCCCACUCCCACCACCUCAGCUCCAAAACCCCCCAAAGAGAAACGCAGAUGGAGCUUCGUCAAAUCUUACAGAGAACACGAUAACCUCCCUACCACCACCGCUGUUAAAACCGGCAUUCAUAAUAAUGAUAAUCAUUCGAUCACCGUGGCUGCAGCUCCUGCACUCAGACUUCGUAGCGGCGGCAGAUGCGUCCAAGCCACGGCGCAAAGCACCGCUAACCGUGAAGAAUGGGCAGCCGUUAAGAUUCAAGCCGCUUUUCGUGGAUGUUUGGCAAGGAGAGCCCUGCGAGCGUUAAAAGGAUUGGUCAAGCUGCAGGCGCUGGUGAGGGGUCAGGUGGCGAGGAAGCGGACGGCUGAGCGGCUGCAAAAAAUGCAAUUACACUUGCGAGCUCAGACUCGAGUUCGGGCGGGGCGGCUUAGUUCAUCUUUGAUGGCCAUGUCAUCAAAUGUCCACCUCCAUGAUCCGGCAACACCUGACAAAGUUGAAAACCCCAUCAGAUCCAAGAGCAUGAAAUAUGAUCAGUCGUCAAUACUCAAGAUCAGUGGCAAUAAGGAGAAAUGUUGGAAGACAACAGACAGUUGGGUAGAUGAGAAAUCAUGGAAUCGACAAAGAUCGUCCGUAAGAAUCUGUGUGAACGAUGAAAGAAAUGUAAGGAUCCUGGAAAUGGAUUCUGAAAAAAGAAACUUGGCAUCAAAACGCAGAGCCAGAAACCUCUUCCACUCCGCUAAUCUAGCUUUAGUUUCUGAUCCUUAUAGUCAGAAUUUGAUCGCCACAAAGAACUCAACAAUUCAUCAUUCCGGUCCAAUCCAUCGUGAAAUUCACCAAUCUUACAGUCCACCAGAAGGGCAUGAAGUUGAUGAGACCCCAUUCUGCACAGCAAACAAUAGUCCUCCUUUUUUUUCUGGGUCCUCUAGGGAUGGUAGCUCUAAAAGAAGCCCUUUUACUCCUACUAAGAGUGAUGGUUCAAGGAGUUAUGUAAGUGCUUAUUCUGACUGCCCUAAUUAUAUGGCUUACACCGAAUCUUCUAAGGCAAAGGUCAGAUCUCUCAGUGCUCCAAAACAGAGGACAAGGUAUGAGAGGUCUGGUUCGUCUAAUAGGUACUCAAUGAACGGAUUUGGCGAGUCAAGAUUGUCUGCACAAAGGGCAUCUGCUUUGCAUGCAAGCUUCACUAGCAAAGCCUAUCCCGGUUCUGGUCGUUUGGACAAGUUUGGUUUGCCUAUGGGUCAUAGAUACUGAGAAUGUUGGUGUGAAAGUGUUUUGGACUUUGGUCUGAUUGUGGAGCAUAGCGUAUGAACUUGCUAACAAGUUUUACUAAGUUAGGUGAUAAUUGAUAACCAUUACUGUUACGGCCUGCUUACUUAAGAUAGCUGUGAUCAUAUAUAAUGCAUAUGACUUCCAUGAUGUUCAUGGAUUUAUGUCGGUGACCUCUCCCCAGUUUCUAAAAUGUGAUGCUGAUUGGUCUGCUAAUAUAUAUGUAUAUCAGUUGAACUUCCAUGAACUUUUUUGACAUUCGCAUCUUCAUCUCA
This is a messenger RNA of Neltuma alba, 1707 nucleotides long. RefSeq names its product protein IQ-DOMAIN 14. Gene Ontology annotation, molecular function: protein binding. The coding region runs from base 119 to 1417 and encodes 432 amino acids. Lineage: Eukaryota; Viridiplantae; Streptophyta; Magnoliopsida; Fabales; Fabaceae. The record is from RefSeq and is a predicted model, not a curated record. The transcript is spliced from 4 exons.